GGGGUUAAAAAAACCCCCCCCAUAAGACAGUCCCUAGGCGCCCAACUGUGGCAGUUCUACGACUAUAAAGGAGAGCUGAACUGGCCGAGAGCGCACCCCCGAGGAAGUACUAUCCAGCGGAAGACUUUUUGGAGAAUCGGUUGAGAUCAAUCAACCCAUCUAACAUGCGAUUCCCUGCCCACUGUCUGAUUGCGACUGGCCUGCUGGCCACCGCACUUCCCGUCACUACAGGACAUUUUACCAGUGGCUCGGCAAGGCUGCGUACAGUUGUCACGACUGACAUGGAGCAGGACGACUUAGCCUCGCUGAUUCGAUACCUACUUUACACGAAUGAGCUCGAUACACAGGGAAUCAUCUAUAGCUCUAGCCGCUAUCACUGGGCCGGCGAUGGUAACCACACGGGGUUCCGCUGGACUGGCACGCGGACCAUCCAGGAUAUAGUCCUCAAGGCGUACGCACAGGUGUACCCGAACCUGCGCCGCCAUGAUCCGUUUUACCCCACGGCGGAGGACCUUUUGUCCCUGGUCCACAUCGGCAACAUCAACCUCGAGGGCGAGAUGGAUCAUGAUACGGACGGCUCUGAUCUCAUCCGGUCUCUCCUAUUGAAUGAGGACCCGCGGCCGCUCUACUUGCAGGCGUGGGGGGGGACCAACACCAUCGCCCGUGCGUUGAAGUCAAUCGAGGAGCAGUACUCCAGCUCGCAGCAGUGGGUGCAGAUGAAGGAUACUGUCUCCCGCAAAGCGGUCAUCAUGGCCAGCGGCUUCCAAGACGACACGUACGCAGAUUACAUCUCGCCGAGGUGGCCACAGGUACGCGUUCUGGAUAUGUCGAUUGGCUACGCGACCUGGGGCUACAACUGCAAUCUGGGUCACGGCAACGUCCGUGGGCUGCCCGACGAUCUCAAGUAUUUUAGUGGUUCCUGGAUUCAGUCCUUCAUUGAAAUGGGACCGUACGGGAAGCUCUACCGUUCCUGGCUCGACGGCCAGCACAUGCCAGGCGACCCCUUUGAUACUUUCGGCAAUCUCACUCAAGCAGCUUCUGGGUGGUGCAAGCCACUCGGCCCGUACGACUUCCUCUCAGAGGGCGACAACGUGGUUUUCAACCCCUUGUUAACCACUGGCAUCCAGGACCCAGCUAACCCGAACCUCGGGGGCUGGGGUGGUCGGGCCACGCGGAGCAACACCACAUUGGCGAAUCUGUGGGUGAUGGUUGAUAGCGAGAAGAACCAGACUGGCACCGAAGUCAAGUCCUACACUACGAACCGCUGGAUAGCUGCCGUCCAGAACGAUUUUGCGGCUCGCAUGCAAUGGACAGUCACGCCGGAGUACCAUGACGGAAACCACGCGCCCUCAGUGGAGAUCCUGAAUAGCAGCAGUGUAACAGGACGUCCUGGGGAGACCGUAACGCUGACCAGCGCGGUUCACGAUCCGGAUGGCGACCACGUUACUCGAUCCUGGUGGCAGUACUUCGAGGAGGGCACGUACCCGGGCAUGGUGAGGGUAACCCAACACGAUCACAACUGGGCAACUGUGACCAUCCCGACUGACACGAAGAUCCACGAAACGAUCUCGAUCAUCCUGCAAGGAACCGACGAUGGGAAGUUCCCAUUGACUCGCUAUGACCGGGUUUAUAUCCAAGUCAUAUAGUGUACUGGACUCUGACUCUUAUGGGAUCGAAUCUUCGGUCAUAGGUAGUGUUAUUCUUAAAUGAUUGAGAACUGCCCUUCUUGUAACGCUGUCAACCCACUAGAGGCCAAUAAGUCCCCAAGGAUAUACCUCAGUCUCUGUUGAUAAUGUUCAAAUGCAGCAGGAUAUGGGAAACAAAAGCCCUGUCUAUCCGACCAGCCCAAAGAUCAUAUUCCAUUGGUUAAUCGAACCCAUGCGUCGUCUCCAGUCUAUAAAAGACCACCGAUACCGUACAAGCCGCCGUUUUCCUCUGUUCCCAGAUUGCUUCUACACAAUUCAGAGUA
Messenger RNA from Aspergillus ochraceoroseus IBT 24754, 1969 nucleotides. RefSeq lists its product as uncharacterized. The coding region runs from base 165 to 1646 and encodes 493 amino acids. Lineage: Eukaryota; Fungi; Ascomycota; Eurotiomycetes; Eurotiales; Aspergillaceae. The transcript has 2 exons. Gene Ontology annotation, molecular function: hydrolase activity, hydrolyzing N-glycosyl compounds. The record is from RefSeq and is a predicted model, not a curated record.